UCCGCUCCUCCUGCUCCCGGCCCCGGCCUCGACAAAGUUUUUUUUCCCCCUUUCCUCGUUUCGGAGUUUUUUGGUUUUCUUGUUUUUUGUAAUUUUUUUUCAGCGUUUUUGCGCUGAGGAGAAGUAAUAAAAAGUUUUUUUCCUCUCCCGCCUCCUCUCCGCAGCCGGUGGAGACUUUGUUUCUCCGCGUUUUUUACUUUUUUAACUCCUCCCUGCCCCUUAGCGCCUAACUUUUUUUUUUUUUUUUUUUAAUCAAUUUUUUUUCGCCCCCUUGUUCCCCCUCGGCCGCUUUCUCGCAUGAAUCUCCUCGACCCUUUCAUGAAAAUGACAGAAGAACAGGACAAAUGUAUCUCCGACGCCCCCAGCCCCACCAUGUCGGAUGACUCCGCCGGCUCCCCCUGCCCCUCUGGAUCCGGCUCGGACACGGAGAACACCAGACCCCAAGAGAACACCUUCCCCAAGGGCGACCCGGACCUGAAGAAGGAGAACGACGAGGACAAGUUCCCGGUGUGCAUCCGGGAGGCGGUGAGCCAGGUGCUGAAGGGCUACGACUGGACCCUGGUGCCGAUGCCGGUGCGGGUGAACGGCUCCAGCAAGAACAAGCCGCACGUCAAGAGACCCAUGAACGCCUUCAUGGUGUGGGCGCAGGCGGCCCGCAGGAAGCUGGCGGAUCAGUACCCGCAUCUGCACAACGCCGAGCUCAGCAAGACCCUGGGCAAGCUCUGGAGGCUGCUGAACGAGAGCGAGAAGCGCCCGUUCGUGGAGGAGGCCGAGCGGCUGCGGGUGCAGCACAAGAAGGACCACCCCGACUACAAGUACCAGCCCCGGCGGAGGAAGUCGGUGAAGAACGGGCAGGCGGAGCAGGAGGAGGGCGCGGAGCAGACCCACAUCUCCCCCAACGCCAUCUUCAAGGCGCUGCAGGCGGACUCGCCGCAGUCCUCCUCCAGCAUCAGCGAGGUGCACUCGCCCGGGGAGCACUCGGGCCAGUCGCAGGGGCCCCCCACGCCUCCCACCACGCCCAAGACGGACCCUCAGCCGGGCAAGCAGGACCUGAAGCGCGAGGGCCGCGCGCUGGGCGAGGGCGGCCGGCAGCCGCCGCACAUCGACUUCCGCGACGUGGACAUCGGCGAGCUCAGCAGCGACGUCAUCUCCAACAUCGAGACCUUCGACGUCAACGAGUUCGACCAGUACCUGCCGCCCAACGGGCACCCCGGCCAGGUCACCUACACGGGCACCUACGGCAUCAGCGGCGCCGCGGGCGUCUGGAUGGCCAAGCAGCAGCAGCAGCCGCCGCCGCCGGCGCAGCUGCCGGCGCUGAGCGCCGAGCAGGGCCCCCAGCAGCAGCAGCAGCAGCAGCAGCAGCCGCAGCAGCAACGGACGCACAUCAAGACGGAGCAGCUGAGCCCCAGCCACUACAGCGAGCAGCAGCAGCACUCCCCGCAGCAGCAGCAGCAGCAGCAGCAGCAGCAGCUGAGCUACAGCUCCUUCAACCUGCAGCACUACAGCUCGUCCUACCCCAGCAUCAGCCGCGCGCAGUACGAGUACGGCGAGCACCAGGGCUCCUCGGGCUCCUACUACAGCCACGCCGGGCAGGGCGGCGGGCUCUACUCCACCUUCAGCUACAUGAGCCCCACGCAGCGCCCCAUGUACACCCCCAUCGCCGACACGGCGGGGGUGCCCUCCAUCCCCCAGACGCACAGCCCGCAGCACUGGGAGCAGCCCGUCUACACGCAGCUCACCCGGCCCUGAGCGGGAGGAGGAGGAGGAGGAGGAGGCGCCAAAACAAAAAAAGGCCAAAAGAGCGAGAGAAG
Messenger RNA from Motacilla alba alba, 1811 nucleotides. RefSeq names its product transcription factor SOX-9-like. The coding region runs from base 298 to 1749 and encodes 483 amino acids. Gene Ontology annotation, cellular component: nucleus. Gene Ontology annotation, molecular function: RNA polymerase II cis-regulatory region sequence-specific DNA binding; DNA-binding transcription factor activity, RNA polymerase II-specific. Gene Ontology annotation, biological process: positive regulation of chondrocyte differentiation; chondrocyte differentiation; negative regulation of transcription by RNA polymerase II. The transcript has 3 exons. The record is from RefSeq and is a predicted model, not a curated record. Lineage: Eukaryota; Metazoa; Chordata; Aves; Passeriformes; Motacillidae.